Messenger RNA from Xyrauchen texanus (razorback sucker), 1324 nucleotides. It is a transcript of the gene miso1, whose product is annotated as c18h3orf33 homolog (H. sapiens). Bases 1 to 756 code for a protein of 251 amino acids. The transcript is spliced from 5 exons. The record is from RefSeq and is a predicted model, not a curated record. Lineage: Eukaryota; Metazoa; Chordata; Actinopteri; Cypriniformes; Catostomidae.
AUGGCGGGUUUGGAUCCUGUACAUGUGAAAGAAGAAGAGGGCAAAACAUCCCAAAAUAUUAUUGCACUGGUAUCACAGUUUGCCGACGAUAACUUAACUUUUGUCCGGAACAUCAGCACUGGUCUCGCGUUGGUUGGUUUUCUCAUCAUAGCGAGGAGCAUCAGACUGAUUACUAAAUUUGGCUCCGCUGCUGAUAUUCCAGCACGUUUCAUUGAGAGAAACAUCAGUAUCAGAGGAAGAGUGAGAAAUAUAUCGGAGAAAGGGCUUGAAGUGGAACACAUUCCAAUUUAUGUCCCUUUGCUCAGCCCCCUGCUUACUAAACGUCAGUCCGUGACCCUCCUGGAUGUGCGACUUGCUGGAGUGGAGCUGACCUCUGAAGGGCAACACUGGAUUGGUCAACAGCUCAAACCAGCUGAGAAAGUGUGGCUCCGACUCAUCACUCGACAGGAUGAGACCCUCCACUGCUUGGUGUCAGUGAACAGGGGCCCUCUCUUAAGCACUUGUAUAAAUGAGGAGCUUUUGAGGCAUGGUUUGGCUAGGACUUGUCCUCUGGUGGGUCUGGAACCUCAGUCUCGGAUCUACUGGAGGCUCUAUAAGCGUUUGCUGAGGGCGGAGAGCAGAGCAGAGAAGAAAGGGAAAGGCCUUUGGAAAGAAGAGAGUCGUUGGGAGAGGGCUACUUCUGUCCUGAGAAACAAUACUCUAGUCAUGUCAAUCAAGAGACUUUUUAAAUGGACAUCUGGGAGUAGUAAACAGUAGUAAACUAUUACAUUUUCAAAAGGAUAAUGGUGGUUAAUCAUUGUGCAAAGUUUAUUAUUUUGUAUAUUUAUUCUAAAUGUAGUGUUGUGUAAUCUCAGACAGGCAUGUCUUAAAGGGAUAGUUCAACCAAAAAUAUAAAUUCUGUCAUCAUUUACUCUCCAAACCCUAAUGACUCUUUCUUCUGUGGAGCACAGGAGUAGAGUCAGAAUGUUAGGGACUGACAGCCUUAGUCACCAUUCACUUUCAUUGCAUCUUUUUCCAUACAAGUGCAUGGUGACUGAGACAAGCAUUCUGCCUAACGUUUCCUUUUAUGUUCAACAAAAGAAAGUCUGGUGACUAUAAGAGCAUUUAUUUUUUUAUUUUGUCAAAUAAAAUCUAUAAAUUAACCACAAUACACCACUCACGCCCACACACUAAUGCAUGUACGCAUAAAAGAAACAAAGUCUGAGACUUCUGCUUUAUACACAUUGGAUUUUCACAGUCCAUUGCUGUUUAUUACUGUUAAUUUUCUUGACAUUAUUAAUAAUUUACUUGAAGUUAUUACAUUUGGAUGUUUGAAAUAAAUGAU